GACCCGUGCGGUGGUCGGACGCGCAGAUGCGUCAGAGCGAAGGAAGGGCGGCGCGUCGGUGCUGAGGUGAUCCCCAGCUUUAAAAGCGCACAAGUUCUCUGUGCGCCGAAGCAGUGCGUCACGGAGACCCAACAGAGGCAGGAUCCCCCAACAAAGAGUCAGAUAUCUCAGCACAGCGACGAAGAUAGCCUUUCUUAGCGCAAACGUCUGCAUCCUAGUCAUGACCUUAUUCCACGUGUUUUAACAUUUCGUCGCUUAUUUUUCUUCCCCCCCACUUUGAAUGCAUUUCCCCCCUCCUGUAUCUGAAAGAAUAGAGAACCAUCGUUUUUCCCUUCCACCGAAAUAAUUUGUGAUUUCUGAUCGUGGUGAAACAGCGAGAGAGGAUCCUGAGCAACAGCUGGGGGAAUUUAUCCGCUCCACUAUAUGGAUAAGGAAUCGUAUCCGCCUGCAGCUGUACUCAGAGUUUGAUCUCAGAAGUUGCUCUGCUCAAAGGGGAAAAUGAAAUCUGCUGAAGAGGAUGCAUAUGGCUACACGCCAAACGUCAGUCUCUCUCUCCCAUUGGGCAACCCUUGUCUUCCCUCCCAGUACCACAGCCUGCAGUCCAGCCCUGCCAUAUCUGUCUCUGUCAGCGAGCCUCACAGUUAUGACUCCCAGGAUGACAUGAGAGCGGCCGGAUACUUUUCAUCCACAAGCAUCCGCCCAAACGGAGCCCCGACCUUGGAGAGCCCUCGUAUCGAGAUCACAGCUUACGGUCAGUUUCCUGAGGAUGAGGUGGAGGAAAGCAACCUUCCUGUUGCUAAGAGAGUCAACUCCAUAGUGACACUGACCAUCCCUAGUGCAGAUGGCUACCGUGACCCCAGCUGCCUGAGUCCGGCCAGCAGCGUCUCAUCACGUAGCAACCUGUCCGAUGCAUCCUCCUAUGAGUCAAGCUUCUCCUACAAUUACGACAACUCACCCCAGAACUCCCCCUGGCAGUCUCCCUCUGUGUCCCCCAAGGGCUCCACCCUCACCCUCCCCAGCGACGGCUGCGCCUCCGGUGGCUCUCCUCGUCACUCCCCCUCCACGUCCCCUCGCACGAGUAUAACGGACGACACCUGGAUGGGACAGCGUGGCUCCAGGCCCAAUUCCCCCUGUGGUGCAAAGAGGAAGUACAGCUUAAAUGGCAGCGGAGCGCCACAAAAGCACUUCCCUUAUUCACCCAACCACUCCCCAGGUCUGUCCCCACAGACAUCUCCUCGCCUCAGUGUCACAGAGGAGACCUGGCUGCCAAACACCAACCAGUACACCAACUCAGCCAUCCUGGCAGCCAUCAAUGCCUUGACCACAGAUGGAAUGGCUGACCUCGGAGAGGGAAUCCCCAUGAAGGCCCGAAAAACCAGCCUGGAGCCCAGCACCACCAUCAACCUGAAGGUGGAGCCUAGAGGUGAGGAGCUGAGCCCUAGGGAGCUGUGUCAGGAUGAGCACCCAGCAAAUCGCAUGUCCCUGAAGAAGGAGGGCUACUGCGGUGGGUUUCUGGAUGUACCACAACACCCAUAUUCCUGGUCAAAGCCAAAGCAGUAUGUCAGCCCGUCUUUGCCAGCUCUCGACUGGCAGCUGCCAUCCAGCUCCGGGCCGUACAGCCUGCAGAUCGAAGUGCAGCCCAAGUCCCACCACCGAGCCCAUUACGAGACAGAGGGCAGCAGGGGAGCAGUGAAGGCUCUGGCGGGAGGACACCCAGUCAUUCAGCUUCACGGCUACAUGGAGAGCGAACCCCUGACUUUGCAGCUGUUCAUCGGCACAGCUGAUGACAGGCUGCUGAGGCCACACGCCUUCUACCAGGUCCACCGGAUCACAGGCAAGACGGUGUCCACCCCGAGCCACGAGGCCAUGCAUAACAACACCAAGGUUCUGGAGAUCCCACUGCUACCAGAGAACAACAUGCGGGCCAUAAUCGACUGCGCGGGAAUCUUGAAGCUGCGUAACUCGGACAUAGAGCUGAGGAAGGGGGAGACCGACAUCGGACGCAAGAACACGCGUGUGCGGAUGGUGUUCAGGGUUCACAUCAACCAAGCCACGGGGAGGACGGUGUCUUUGCAGGUGGCAUCAAACCCCAUCGAGUGCUCUCAGAGAUCAGCCCAAGAGCUGCCGCUGGUGGAUAAGCAGAGCCUGGAGACGUGUCCCGCCCCCGGAGGGGAGAGGAUGCUCCUCGAUGGACACAACUUCCAGCACGACUCCAAGGUGGUGUUCGUGGAAAAGGCUCAAGACGGUCACCACAUCUGGGAGACUGAGGCCAAGGUUGAGAGAGACGCCUCGAAGCCUAAUUCGCUUCUUGUUGAAAUCCCUCCCUACCGAAACCAAAGACUGUCCACUCCCGUCCACGUGAACUUCUACAUCUGCAAUGGCAAGAGGAAAAGAAGCCAGUACCAGCGCUUCACCUACGUCCCUGCCACCGUUCCAACAAUAAAGACGGAGCCUCGCGAUGACUAUGAUGCUCCUCUGAUGUGCACCCAACAUGGCCCUGGCUUGUCCUUACUCCCAAAGCCAUAUUACCCCUCACAAGUCAUGGCCCCGAUGAUGACCUCUGACCUCAGGCCAUGUGUUGUUGGCGGGCCUUAUUCAGCCAGCCAGCAGAAACUUGCAGCCAAGCCCUCCUCCUCCUCACCUCCAAGCACCAGCCCUAAACAGCACGAUCUCCCACCCUCACCCUUCUCAAAAUGCCUCCCUGCGAGCCCGGCCGUCCAACAGCCGGGCUCGCAGUCCCCGAUCCCGCACGUCUCUAUCAUUCAGGAGACUCCCGGGCGCUACCAGCCACCCAACCUCUACUCGCCCAGCAGCUGCUCCUCCUCCCCAACCUCGCAGGCCUCCAGCCCGACUGACGCCCCCUUUUCUCCAACCCACUGCAUGACACCAGCGCAGCCGGUGAGCGGCAGCACAAGCCCAGCCGCUCAGCAGCACCCCAAAGUGCCAGAGAGGGCUCGCUCUUCCCUGCAGGAGGAUGGCAGUCCCUCGCCACUGGCUGUCAGCAUCAAACAAGAACCACAAGAGCUGGACCAGAUGUACCUUGAUGAUGUCUCAUGUGAAAGCCAUUGAGCCAGAUGUGGCGCAUGAUGAUGCGUAAGAAAAAUAUCUGCACGGCAUAAUUCAUCCAUGAUUUGGAUAGUUACCGGACAGGUGAUGACAUGAUGUGGAGGCCUGACGAUGUCUUGAUGUCCUAAAUUUACAGCCGGCGGCCUGGCUCGACGCGCGCGUUGAGAAGUCGGUGUAAUAACGUGCCCCUGAGGCCUGAACUCGGCUGUUAUAUCCUUCCACCUCCAGAUGCACAGAAGGUCAAAGCCAGAUCAAAUAGAGGAGAGGAGGUCAGUCGGUUCAGUCGGGCCAGGAGAGCACACAUGGCGGUGGAGCGACAGACUGUAGGAGGGUGGAGAUGAGGUUUGGGAGUUUAUUUCUUCAGGUUCAAGUAUGUCUUCUGGUAACACCGGUCUCACAUUCGCAUGAGUGGUGGCAGUACGCUGUCCUGGUGACGCACGUCAAAAGCAUCUCGCCUUACCAUAUGCACACAAGAACAGACCGUUCUGAUUCUACUGUUACAACAACAGAACCUGAAGCUAAAUUCUGGAGAGUUUAGAUUGCGUGCAGCCAAGUCAAGCCUCCUUCAAGACGAUUUCAUGACCUCAGCUGCAAGAUGGAGUCCACUGCACAAGAAGUCACUGCCGGUUUGCACUGAUGAAUCAUUAGAGGCUUUGCAACGAAUUUCAAAUGAAGCACGAAUAAAAGUAGCCGAUGAUUAGCUGUAGGUUUAUUUUCCAGUCUUUUUCCUACAUUUGCUGAGGUGAUCAACUUGUCAACGUUGUUUAAGCACCAAAACUGUGCUGCUGUUAUUGCGCAAUGUUCGGCUAUGUCGUUGAUUUAAAUUGUUGCUGCCGCAGUCAUAAUUUUCACGAUGCCAAGCAGGUCUGACAAAUGGUUCAAUUUUCAAGGAUAAGUAGAAAAUCCUUAAAUUUGAAAAGUUGUAGUCAGCAAUAUUCUGAGUGAAGAAAAAUGCCUUGAUUUAUUAUUUGAACUUCAGCACGUCAUCCUGACCACACGCCU
Molecule: messenger RNA, 4068 nt
Organism: Pundamilia nyererei
Lineage: Eukaryota; Metazoa; Chordata; Actinopteri; Cichliformes; Cichlidae
Gene: nfatc1
Product: nuclear factor of activated T cells 1
Exons: 10
Coding region: 499-3069 (856 amino acids)
Biological process (GO): calcineurin-NFAT signaling cascade; cytokine production; regulation of transcription by RNA polymerase II
Cellular component (GO): transcription regulator complex
Molecular function (GO): RNA polymerase II cis-regulatory region sequence-specific DNA binding; DNA-binding transcription factor activity, RNA polymerase II-specific; transcription factor binding
Source: RefSeq, a predicted model, not a curated record